AAAACUAACCGGUAGUUUACUGGGGAACCGCGUGGAUAGCGACACUGCGCUUAUAUCUUUCAGUUUAUUUUGUUUCAUUUAUAUUAUUUAUUAUUAAUUACAGUUUGUAUUUUAUUUUAUAUUUAAAUUUGAAUAUCACAGUAGCUAUUUCACAUUUUUGAUCAUUAAUUUAUUCAAUCAACGACAUGGAAUGUAAAUUACUGUUAUACACUCCGGAAAUUUUAUGGCUUAUUCAUAAAAAUAUAAAAAAUAUAUGAAGAUAUUUUAAAAAUCAAAAGAUGGAAUUGAUGAAAUCUUUAUUAGAGAAGUUUUUAUUAUCUCUAUUGGUAACGUCGGUUUUGACGGUUACCUUUGAAGACACACCAACUGAAAGUAAACAUGGAAAAAUCAAUUUUGAAAUUAACGACUUUCGAGAAUCACGAACGAACUCAAACAACACCCGCCAGGGAAAAAAUUUGUUCGACUGGAUCGGAUUCGGUACCGGUCAGCAUGUGGAUCCUUACAUCGCCAAAAUGAACGAGAAUUGUUUGGGUGGAGAUUUCGCAGAGUGUUUCAAAUCACGUGCCAUAAACUCGCUGUCGGAGUUUUUCCAGCAGCAUGAAUAUUAUUUAAAUGACAAUGUAAGAGUUGUCAGAAUGGGGCGAGAUUUGGUGCAGGAAGUUAAUCGGCAGCCGUUCGAAUAUACUAGCUCACCAAGGUCAGAUGAUAGCGAAUGGGAUCAAUUAGUAAAAUUUGUCGAAAGAAAAGCCGAAAAAUUUUUGAAAACAGUAGCUAUCGAAGUUAAAAUACCGUCAUCGGAAACGGGUGAAAAUGAAGUAUAUUCACCGCGGUUUUUGGAUGAAAUUGCUGAUGAAUUAGAUACGCUUGAAAAUAAAAAGGAUACACUUUUUUCACGCAAUCGCCUAAAAAAAUUGUUAAUACCAAUGUUAAUAAUUCUGAAGCUCUUUAAACUAAAACUACUUCUAUUUUUACCGUUAAUCCUGGGUCUGGCGUCCUUCAAAAAAUUCUUGGGAUUCUUGGCAAUAGUGAUACCAGGUGUGAUAGCAUUUUUCAAAUUCUGCAAACCUCUGAUGAAUAAUUACCAGCCGCCAGUGUAUUCACAAAGUGGAAUUGGUUUUCCUCAUUACAAAGAUUCGAGUAGUUCUGGAUUUUCUGAAGAUCAAUAUCAUGAACCUAGUUACCAUAUUUAUCAGCCAGAUGCAAAUUCAUACGGUUCGAACCUAGCUUACUCGGGUUACAAGCCCUAUUAAAUUAAAUUAAAUAAAUUUAGACAAGGUACAAAUUAUUUUGAUUUAAUCAUUAGAACUUUCAUAAGCAUUAGUAUUAUGCAAAACAUGACAAGUGGCAUUUAGAGUGUAAAUAUUGAGAAAUGAUAAAUGACUA
Messenger RNA from Cotesia glomerata, 1383 nucleotides. RefSeq lists its product as uncharacterized. The coding region runs from base 279 to 1250 and encodes 323 amino acids. The record is from RefSeq and is a predicted model, not a curated record. Lineage: Eukaryota; Metazoa; Arthropoda; Insecta; Hymenoptera; Braconidae. The transcript is spliced from 5 exons.